CGGUGCACAAGGUUGCGGCGCUGAUUCUUCGGUUACUCCUGGCUAUGCUUUCGUUUAUCUAUAAUUGUCCUCUUGACUGACACGAAUCGACCGCAUGACCGGCCUUCUAGCGACCUCUAAAAGCCUAUGGCAGAGGUCCUGGCGCGCAAAGGAAUCUCCCUAUCGUUCCGCGAUGAACGACCUCGACGAGAAACACUCUGCCGGACCAGUCACCUUGGCUGUAGUGGGAUGCGGGCAACGAGGGAAGGCAUACGCCAAAUAUGCUCUUCAAUGUCCAGAUCGCUGCAAGGUCGUCGCCAUCGCAGAGCCUCGCUCGGAGACGCAAAAGUACUUUGCUGACCUGCACAGCGUCGAUAACACACUUGUAUUUCGCACCUGGAGAGACCUGCACGCUGCCUCUGCAGAAACACUGGGCACCAUCGGAAAACGUCUUGCGGAUGCCGUGAUUAUAGCCGUGCAGGACUAUAUGCAUGUACAAGUCGCUGAAGCUUUUGCGGAGCAAGGAUACCAUAUCCUAUGUGAGAAACCUAUGGCCACAAGCGUAGAUGAUUGUAUUAGAAUGGAGACGGCGAUCAAGAAGGCUGGGAUUAUAUUCGGAAUGGGACAUGUGAUGCGUUACUCUCCUUAUAGCCAAGAGAUAUCAGAGAUCGUCCAGUCAGGACGUCUAGGAAGACUGGUAAACCUUGUUCAGGUGGAGCCUGUUGGAUAUUACCAUUUUGCCCAUUCUUACGUGCGAGGAAACUGGGCGAAGGAGGCCAAAAGUUCGUUCUCCCUCAUGACCAAGAGUUGCCAUGAUAUCGACAUUAUCUGCCACUGGCUCUCCCCCUCAAUCCCGGCUCGUGUGUCAUCUUUUGGAUCACUACAGCACUUUAGAAAAUCUGCCAAACCUAUAGAAGCCGGUGCUGCUACUCGUUGUAUUGACUGUUCAAUAGAGAAAAUGUGUCCGUACAGUGCCAAGAAGAUGUAUCUGGAUCCCGUAUCAAAGGGCAACAAAGGAUGGCCCGCCGAGACUAUCGUCGAUGGUAUUCCCGACAUCGAAAACAUAGCAGAAGCCCUGAAAUCCGGUCCCUAUGGCAAAUGCGUCUACGAAAGCGAUAACGACGUCUGCGAUAACCAAGUGGUCAACCUCGAAUUCGACAAUGGAAGCACGGCGUCGUUUACUAUGAUCGCUUUCACAUCUCUGAUAUGCGACAGACAACUCCGCAUGCAUUUUACGCAUGGAGAAAUUGUCGGAGACAUGAACAAGUUUACGGUUACUGAUUUUCGGACGAGAUCGACUACUACACAUAUCCCGAAGGACGAGGGCGGUGGCCAUGGCGGUGGGGAUCUUGGUUUGAUGCGGUCUUUCGUGAAGGCUGUUCGAACAGGCGACCAAAAAGUCCUGGGUACUGACAUCGUGGAAGUCGUGAAGGGCCAUCUGACUGUCUUUGCGGCUGAGACGAGUCGUAAAGAAGGGCGGAUGAUUAAUUGUGUCGAGUAUGAAAAGUUAGCACGAGAACGGGUGACUGCAAAUUUUUCAGGAUAACAGAUUUUUCCAUUUCAUCUACUAUACUUUAUCUUGGCCCACAAUCUCUACUGUACAACAACCAAGUUCUUUAUUUUUAUCACUACAAACAACAAGACAAUUAACUGGUACGACGAACAGAUGUAAAAUGGCAGAUGGGAUAAAUAGUUACUGAUGUAGCUAGUCUGCCCAAUAAUGAAAGAACACUGUAAACCUUGUUAAUCAAGAGGAAGGAAGAUAGAUACAGAUCCAAACGACACCCUGGCACAAACCGCAGAUAUAUACGAUUUGC
Guyanagaster necrorhizus is the source of this 1796-nucleotide messenger RNA. Its product is annotated as NAD(P)-binding protein. The transcript has 5 exons. NCBI's taxonomy places the organism in Eukaryota, Fungi, Basidiomycota, Agaricomycetes, Agaricales, Physalacriaceae. Gene Ontology annotation, molecular function: nucleotide binding. Bases 95 to 1525 code for a protein of 476 amino acids. The record is from RefSeq and is a predicted model, not a curated record.